This is a messenger RNA of Penicillium malachiteum, 1170 nucleotides long. Its product is annotated as putative tubulin-specific chaperone c. The transcript has 5 exons. NCBI's taxonomy places the organism in Eukaryota, Fungi, Ascomycota, Eurotiomycetes, Eurotiales, Aspergillaceae. The record is from RefSeq and is a predicted model, not a curated record. Bases 1 to 1170 code for a protein of 389 amino acids. Gene Ontology annotation, cellular component: cytoplasm. Gene Ontology annotation, biological process: tubulin complex assembly; post-chaperonin tubulin folding pathway.
AUGACAGACUCUGAAGUGCAGCCAGGUCGUCGAAUGUCCGCCGAUAACCAAACAAUCUCGAAAACUGAUAUCCCAUUGAAGGAACGGUUCUUCCGGUAUUUCCAGCAUGAAAUUACUUCUUUACAACAGUCAAUGGACCGCCUGGCCGACACCUCUCUUGUCGGGGGCGAGCGAGCGGAUGCAACCGACCAUUGUCUUGCCGGGAUUGUACGGCUCUCAAAUGAAGUUAAAGAUGCUGCGAGCUACAUACCAACCUAUGACCAAAGGGUGUAUGCUGAGGCGAUCAAAGCUUUGCAGGAUAAACUGAAUGAAACACGUACUGCCUUCGAGCCUCGUUCCAAGUUCAGCUUCAAGACCAAGAAGAAUGCCUCUGCUAUUUCGUUGAAUGAUGCAGCAACACUUGCCGCUCAGGGUCGCCGGGGCAUUCCUGGUUAUCGCUCUCCAGGGGCAUCAUCGGUCGGAUCGUCUGCCAACCACACACCCAACUAUCCUUCUACUCCAUUGAACGAGCCUGACAAACAACAGUCGGAGAGACCGGAGGUAGCUCCUACCCUCUUUCCCGACUGCUUUCCAUGGAGGAGGUUAUGCCAAAGAAUCUCCGGAGGCCAAGCCGUCGUCAACUUUCGCAGCCAGUGGUAUUUCGUCUGUCUCGGCUCGACUGCCUCCGUUCCCGCCUCUAUUACCUCUCUGCGGCACUGUAUUGUCGACAUGUCAAUUCCUACUGCUAAUGGAAAGCCAUAUGCUAGCUUGACUAUCAAAAAUGUGCGACAGAGCCUUCUGAUCUGCAGUCGGGUUAAUGGUCCUGUUCAUAUUACUGGGGUUGAAAAGAGUGUUAUGGUUGUAUCGUGCCGUCAGUUCCGCAUGCACCACUGCACAGAUGUGGAUGUCUACCUCAGCUGCUCUAGCAAUCCUAUCAUUGAGGAUUGUUCGAAUAUCCGGUUCAGCCGCAUACCCAAAGCACACUCUCUACACCAUGACCGCCCUGAUCACGAAGAUCGCUGGAGUCAAAUUGAGGAUUUCAAGUGGAUCAAGCCCGAGCCAAGUCCAAACUGGAGCUUGUUAGACCCAAGUGACGCCAUCCCAGAGGAGGUAUGGACUGAGAUUGUGCCUGGUGGGCCAGGUUGGUCGCUUGAUGACAUACUACGUGCCAUCAAGCUCGUGGAGGGAUAA